Lathyrus oleraceus (garden pea) is the source of this 786-nucleotide messenger RNA. RefSeq lists its product as uncharacterized. The record is from RefSeq and is a predicted model, not a curated record. The coding region runs from base 1 to 786 and encodes 261 amino acids. The transcript has 2 exons. NCBI's taxonomy places the organism in Eukaryota, Viridiplantae, Streptophyta, Magnoliopsida, Fabales, Fabaceae.
AUGUCUGAUUCCUCUAGCUCUGAAUCAUGCAACCCUAACAGGGAAGAUCCUGUUGCUGACUCUGCGAAUACCUCGCAUGCAAGAAGACCUAAAGAAACUGUCUCAGGCUUCUCCUCAGCAAUCGCGCUUGAUGAACAAACCAGAGAAGGUUCCAGGUAUGUUCAAAAUGCCAUUGCAACUAUGGUGACUGGAAUAAUGUCUGUCUCCUUAGGAAAGAAUGUCUCUGAUGAUGCUGAGCAAACUGAUGCUCAUAAGGGGUCAAAUAUUGACAAACCCUUAGAUAAUGUGGGUGGUGAGGAAGUCCGUGUCACUCAUGAUGUCAGUGACAACCUUAACUGCGAAGCUGAAACAGUAGACCUGGAGGAAUUUUCUGAUAAUGAGUUGUUGUCCUCAGUUGUCCCUAGCAUAGCCAAGAGGAUUAGGACUAGGAGAGAAAAGAAAAUAGUGGCGCAAAGGUCCCCCAGAAAGAAUAUUGAUGUGCCAACCUCUCCCAAUCCAAAGGUGGCAGAAAGUUCCCUCAAGAGGAAAGGUCAUGGUCCAACAAAAUCUUGGAGCAAAGGGGUGCCCAAGAAAAUGAAGACCAAGUCUGUUGUUGUGGAGUCUGACUCAGAUGUUCCAUGUGAUGUCACUGCCACUCUGUCAAAGAAGAAGCCCACCACUAGCAAGCUUGCAGCUAGUGUCCCUGAGGUACCAAUUGACAACAUAUCAUUCCAUUUUGCUUCAAGUGUAAACAGGUGGAAAUAUGUUUAUCAGAAGAGGCUGGCUUUGGAAAGGGAAUUGUCUUAG